Messenger RNA from Sphenostylis stenocarpa, 1290 nucleotides. Lineage: Eukaryota; Viridiplantae; Streptophyta; Magnoliopsida; Fabales; Fabaceae. The record is from the annotation of a GenBank genome assembly.
AUGGCAGCGGAGCGCGUUUAUGAAGCAUGGAAAGGAAGUAAUAAAUUCCUAUUUGGAGGAAGGUUGAUAUUUGGACCUGAUGCUAGGUCACUGAUUGUCACCUUGUUGCUGAUCAUUGUUCCAGUUAUCGUCUUUUGUGUAUUUGUAGCAAGGCAUCUUCGGCAUGAAUUUUCUUCAUAUAAUGCAGGAUAUGCUAUUUUGGUGAUGGCAGUUCUCUUUAAUAUUUAUGUGUUGAUUCUUCUCUUUCUUACUUCCUCACGUGAUCCGGGUGUUAUUCCAAGGAAUUUACAUCCUCCAGAAGAAGAGUUCCGAUAUGACACUUCAGUUUCAGUUGAUAUUGGGGGACGCCAAACUCCAAGCCUUCAGUUCCCUCGAUCAAAAGAAGUUAUGGUCAAUGGCCAUCCGGUGAGGGUGAAGUAUUGUGAUACUUGUAUGCUGUAUCGUCCUCCUCGAUGUUCGCAUUGCUCCAUUUGCAACAAUUGUGUUGAACGUUUUGAUCACCAUUGCCCUUGGGUGGGCCAAUGUAUUGGGCUGAGAAACUACCGUUACUUCUUUCUGUUUGUUUCUUCGGCAACUAUUCUAUGUAUCUAUGUGUUUUCCAUCUCAGCUUUUUACAUUAAGGUUCUGAUGGAUCAAUAUCACGGGACAGUUUGGAGGGCAAUGAAAGAAUCCCCUGCAUCAGUUAUAUUAAUGGCAUACUGCUUCAUCUCUUUGUGGUUUGUUGGUGGACUUACUGGCUUUCAUUUGUAUCUUAUUGGGUCCAAUCAGACUACCUAUGAGAACUUCCGGUACAGAGCCGAUAACAGGAUCAAUGUUUACAACCGGGGUUGUUUAAACAAUUUCAUGGAAGUAUUUUGUACAAAGGUGAAGCCCUCAAGAAACAAUUUUCGGGCUUUUGUUCAAGAGGAGGUACCGAGGCCACCCCCUCCUAUCAUUUCCCGGGAAUCUGAACCCGAUCAGGGUGGAGACCCUCGUUCUAAAGUUGAAGACGAUCUAGACAUCGGCGAAGACCUGUUAAAGAUAUCGCAGCGGCGGAAUAUCGAAGAAAUCGACGAGGACAUCCGGAGCAGAGGGAGCAAUGGACCUCCCCAUAACACAUCUGAAGUUGAUUCAGUUUUGGGUUCAGAUCGCCGGGCCCCAACAAUUCGAGCCGAAGCAAGGCACUCAAGUGAGGAAAGAAGUGAAAGCUGGGAAAUUGCCUCUGAGGUCCUUGCCAAUUCAAAUGUUACUGAAAGUAGAGGCUAUGCUGCAUCAAAGGAGGUGCGCCAAAAACUUGGUGGCUCUUUCUGA